UCUCAAUCGGACAAAAUCAAUUUCCCGACAGAGAUUGGUUAUAAAAAAAGGCUUCUUCACCUUUGACAUAUCUGGUCUCAACUUUUGUCCUUCCCCGGCGCUCUCCUCAAAAUCAGGUGAAGCCUACUUGUCCUUUUGUCUGAUCCCUCUUAGAUUCGCCUCUUAACGCUUUCUCUCUUUACUCCUCCCUCUCGUGAAAGCUUCAAUCUUUCCUCAUCUCUAACCAUCAAGAUGAUACCUUUAAGAAGCAUCAAUGAUGGGUCAAUAAUCUCCUAAUUAGCUUUUUAACAAUCUUCUUCCAAGAUUCCAAUGGCAGGAAACGGUAUCCCUACAUUAGGUCGUGUCAAACUCUCUGAUUUAUUCCCCACAGAAGGUUUACCUUCAGAUUCCUACAAGUUAGCUGUUUCAACAUUAUCUCAAUCCUUAGCACAAUACUCAGCAGCAAUCAUCCAAUUCCCUCACACAGAAGCAGCCCUUCUCAGAUCAUGUCUCGACUCAGCUAAACUCUACUUCCACCAAAGAGACUCCUCAUACCCCUCCACCAACGACAUGAUCCACACCUCAAGAGAAUGGUGCAAAACUUCAGGAUACUACUCUGAUCCUCAGUCAUGGCACGAGAGCUACGAGUAUAGACCUGGUUUGACAGAUUCAUCAUCAGCAGCUACUUCAAUGGAGUUCCCUCCUUCUGGUUUACCUGACAUCUUUUCUUUAUUAGGGAAAGCUUCUCGUUUAGUUCUUGACGCGAUUGGUUUUUAUUUGAAUCUCAGAAGCGGUGCUUUUACUGAGAUUCUUGAUAAUGUGCCAUUGAGGAGUAAUGAGAUAUCUUCUUCAGUGUUGUCUGUUUGCUGCUACGCGAGAUCUUCGUUUCAUGGAGCGCAUUUGACUGAAGACGAGCAGCUUCUCUUGUAUGCAGAUCAUGAUCACCAGCUUGACAAGAGUUUGAUCUCGUUUGUGAAGUCAGAUAAGGCCGGGUUGCAUGUAAGAGACAUGCAUGGGCAAUGGGUUUUGGUUGAUGUUGAUCUUGGUCCUCAAGAGGCGGUUGUGUUUCCAGGGCUGGCUCUUUACCAGGCUACGGCUGGCUAUGUGAGUCCUGCAGUUUAUAGAACUGAUUUGAAUAGUAUGCAGGGGACUAUUGAAGGGAGAUUCUCUUUGGCGUUUAAACUCAUGCCUAAGUCUAUGACUAGUUUGAGUUGCUCGGAGAUGAGAGCUGCGGGGCAUGGUGUUGAUGCUCAGUUUCAGAUUCCGGUUUCGGUUGAUGACUUUAUGCAGAGAGCUCAUUCGAAUGAUGAGCUCUUUAAUAGGCAGACUUUGCAGAGCUUCAGUGUCCCUCCUCAAUCCCAAGAUGGAUCUAUGAAACAGAUGAAAAAGAGGAAGAAGAGUGAUUCAAGAAUUAAACCACUACCACCAUCAAAGCGGCUGAGGUUAGAAGCGCAGAGAGUUCUCAAGGAACGAGUUCAGGAGAUUGCAGAUAAGAAAGGAAUCAAACUCAGAUUCUGCAACCCAAAGGAUUGUGAGAGUAACCACAAUACAAUGAACAGUCCUUGCGCGCAUAUAAAAAUGGAGAUAGGGUGGCCUCAGGGAGUUCCAUUUGUUCACCCUCACGACCUCCCAAACAAAGCUAAAAUCGGGUUCCUUGAGACGUAUGAGCCAGGAUGGUCUGAAACACAUGACAUGGAGCUUAGUCUCUCUGAAGCCACUCAAGGAAACCACCAACACGUGACUUAACUGAGAUGAGAGAGUUCCAGUCUUGGUCUCUUGUUUGCCUGGACUCUUCCGGUUAUACAGAGUCAGUGAUUGCACAUGAUGUGCGAGCUAUGGAACAUCAGAGAGGAGAUAAAGCUGUGUGAAGGGCUCUUAUUAUUUGUCUCAUUGUACAUUGUGUCUUUAUAUGAUAUAUAUCAGUGUAGCAUGUUCUGUGUUACUCUCUGUCUAUAUGCACAAGAACAUCUUCAUAUAGCAGCUUCCAAUGGUUGGGAUAAAUAAGAUUUGAAUUCUUUUCAUUUGAACAUCGA
Messenger RNA from Eruca vesicaria subsp. sativa (arugula), 2012 nucleotides. The record is from the annotation of a GenBank genome assembly. NCBI's taxonomy places the organism in Eukaryota, Viridiplantae, Streptophyta, Magnoliopsida, Brassicales, Brassicaceae.